Molecule: messenger RNA, 1641 nt
Organism: Prorocentrum cordatum
Lineage: Eukaryota; Dinophyceae; Prorocentrales; Prorocentraceae
Source: the annotation of a GenBank genome assembly
AUGAAGCUCAACAUUGCCAACCCGACGACGGGGCUGCAGAAACUGAUCGAGGUGGACGACGACAAGAAGUUGCUGCCCUUCUACGAUAAGCGCAUGUCAGUCGAGGUGUCGGGCGACUCGCUCGGCGAUGAGUUCAAGGGCUAUACCUUCAAGAUCUCUGGCGGCAACGACAAGCAGGGCUUCCCGAUGAAGCAGGGCAUUCUCUGCAACCAUCGCGUGCGUCUCCUGUUCAAGAAGGGCAUGUCCUGCUACCGCGAGCGCCGCGCCGGCUGCCGCAAGCGCAAGUCCGUCCGCGGCUGCGUCGUGGGGCCCGACCUGGCAGUCCUCGCGCUCACGCUGGUGAAGAAGGGAGCCGAGGAGAUCCCGGGGCUGACCGACGACCAGAAGCCGCGCAGGUUGGGCCCGAAGCGCGCUUCCAACAUCCGCAAGCUGUUCAACCUGGAGAAGAAGGACAACCCCUGUAACUUCGUGGUUCGCCGUGCGAUCGAUCGCGCCGAGGGUAAGAAACCAAAGUCCAAGGCCCCCCGCAUCCAGCGGCUGGUCACGCCCGCCCUGCUGCAGAGGAAACGAUACUUCAAGUCCCAGACCCGCAAGAGGAUGGAGCAGGCCAAGGAGCAGAAGCAGACGUAUGCCAAGCGACUCUCGGAGUACCGGCACGAGCAGAAGGAGGCGCGCGCCGCCGAGGUCGCCAAAAAGAAGAAGGAGAAGGUGGUUGCGCUGGCAACGCCGCUGCUGCUCCUGUCCUGCGACCUGCGCGCGGUCUUCGGCAGCGACACGCGGCGGCUGCUGCUGGCCUUCCUCCUGGCGGCCUGCGGCACGGCCCUGGGCGCCGCCCUGGGGGCGCUCGGCCUGCGCGGCGCGCUGGCCGCCGCUUGCGGCGGGUGGCCGCGCGCCGCGGAGCUCGUCGGCGCCCUGACCGCAAAGAACGUGGGCAGCGGCCUGAACUUCAUCGCCGUGUCCGAGGCGCUGCGCAUCCCGCGCUCGCUGGUGGCCGCCGCGCUGGCGGCGGUGGGCUGUGCGGUCCUCAACUUCCCGCUCGCCUCCGCCCUCACGCCGCCGAGCACGCCCAAUGGCGAGGGCGACGCGGGCCCCGCCGAGAGGGAGGCGCCGGGCGCCGAAGCUGCCAGCGCGUGGCCGCGGGCGCUGUGGACGUCGCUGUUGGCCGUGGCCCUGGCGGCGCUGGCGGCGGCCGUGUCGCCUGCCGGGGGGGCGUAUCUUGUGUCUACCGCGCUGGCCGUGGCGGUCGCCAGCAUCCCUGGCGCCGCGCCGCUCUGCAGGCCUGGCGAGGCCCUCGGCAUGCCCCUGCUGUACCUGUACUUCGCCUCCGCGGGCUUCACCGCCGGGCGCCUGGACGGCCUGCUGCGGUACGCCCCCCUGGUGGCCUUCGGGCUCUGCCUGUACGCGGGCCACCUGGCGGUCGUGCUCCUGGCAGGCCGCGCCAUGGGCUUCGGCCGCCAAGAGCUGAUGAUUGCGAGCUCGGCGAGCAUCGGGGGGCCAGCCACGGCGCUGUCGCUGGCGCUCGCAAAAGGCGCGCGGCGCAUGGCGAAGCCGGCGCUGCUGGUGGGCACGCUGGGCAACGCGGUGGGAACGGCGGUGGGCCUCGCGGCUCAUCGCGCGCUACUCGUGCUCGGAUCCCCGUGA